This is a messenger RNA of Sardina pilchardus (European sardine), 2236 nucleotides long. RefSeq names its product potassium voltage-gated channel subfamily S member 3-like. Gene Ontology annotation, biological process: protein homooligomerization; potassium ion transmembrane transport. Gene Ontology annotation, molecular function: protein binding; voltage-gated potassium channel activity. The record is from RefSeq and is a predicted model, not a curated record. Bases 464 to 1987 code for a protein of 507 amino acids. The transcript has 2 exons. NCBI's taxonomy places the organism in Eukaryota, Metazoa, Chordata, Actinopteri, Clupeiformes, Clupeidae. Gene Ontology annotation, cellular component: membrane; voltage-gated potassium channel complex.
GGACUGCCCGUGUGGCUAAAUAGCCUAAUUAAAGAAAAAAAAAAAAAAUAUUUGCAAAGCUUAAAAAAUGAAAAAGUUUCAUUUAAAAGUGAUAUGCCCGGUAGGUUAUUAUGUUCGUAUUUUGUUUACGGAGAACUUUAAUCUGUUGACAGAUUGAUUUUUUUCCAAUUCAUAUCUUGUGCUGGUUGAGUGCGUUCCGCCCCUUUUGAGCCAGAGGAAGACAGCCUGCGCAUACUAGCCCAAGUAAAGUAUCAAUUCUGAGGGGACGGACCAUGAGGAAGGUCUUCACUUGUGCGGAACUGCGUGCUGACUCGACGCUGGGCACGCGGUUUGGUGGACGAAAUGGCUGCAACAGCUUCUUCGCUAUACAUCUGCACGGACCUCCGGAAUAUAGACAACAUUAAAUGAGGAAUACGAUGGAUAAGUAAAACAAGCCAACUCCAUCUGUCUACCCAAUUUCUCGAUGCCCCCCAACAACAGCACGAUGGUUUAUGGCCAGAUACUCCACAGCCACGGCCGAGAGGAAGACCAGGUCAACCUCAACGUGGGCGGGAUGCUGCACAAGGUGGACAAGAGCACGCUGAUGCGCUUCCCGCAGACGCGUCUCGGACGCCUGCUGUGCUGCCACACCGAGGAGGCCAUCUUGGAGCUGUGUGACGACUACAGCGCGGCCGAGCGCGAGUACUACUUUGACCGCAACCCCGGCGUCUUCCGCUGCGUGCUGAACUUCUACCACACGGGCCACAUCCACGUGAUGGAGGAGCUGUGCGUCUUCUCGUUCGACCAGGAGAUCGAGUACUGGGGCGUGCAGGAGCUCUACCUGGCCUCGUGCUGCGGCAACUGGUACCAGGAGCGCAAGGCGUACAUCGAGGACCGCGACUGGGACGUGCGCAGCGACGACGCGCAGCCCAGCUUCGACUCGUCCUUCGAGGAGCUCUCGGUGCUGGAGAAGGACCUGGAGAAGUUCAAGGGCGCCUGGUGCGCGGACGUCCGCCGCUACGUGUGGCUGACCCUGGAGGACCCCGGCUACUCGCUGUCGUCGAAGUUGAUCACGGCGGCGUCGCUGAGCGUGGUGCUCACCUCCAUCGUGGCCAUGUGCGUGCACAGCAUGCCCGAGUUCCAGCAGCUGGACGCCAGCGAGCGGCCGGUGGAGGACCCCGUGCUGGCCAUCCUGGAGGUGGUCUGCAUCAUCUGCUUCUCGGCCGAGUUCGCCGUGCGGCUGGUGGUGGCGCCGUCGCCGCGCAAGUUCCUCGCCAACCCGCUCAACCUCAUCGACUUCGCCUCCAUCCUGCCGUUCUACAUCACGCUGGCCUUCGAGACGCUGGACGGCGAGCGCGGCGAGGAGGAGAGCGAGAACCUGGAGAACGUGGGCAAGGUGGUGCAGGUGCUGCGGCUCAUGCGCAUCUUCCGCAUCCUCAAGCUGGCGCGCCACUCGGUGGGCCUGCGGGCGCUGGGCGCCACCGUGCGCCACAGCUACGAGGAGGUGGGCCUCCUCAUCCUCUUCCUCUCUGUGGGCAUCUCCAUCUUCUCCGUGCUCAUCUACUCCACCGAGAAGGAGGACGCCGACUCGGACCUGGGCACCAUCCCCGUCGGCUGGUGGUGGGCCACCAUCACCAUGACCACCGUCGGCUACGGCGACACGUGCCCCGUGACCACGGCGGGCAAGCUGGUGGCGGCGCUCUGCAUCAUCUGCGGCCUGCUGGUGGUGGCGCUGCCCAUCAGCAUCAUCUUCAACAAGUUCUCCAAGUACUACCAGCGGAACAAGGCCAUGGACGCCAACCAGUGCCUGGACGAGGCCGACAAGCCGCCGGACAGCCCCUACAUGCACCUCCGCGAGCUGUACGGCCAGAGCCUGUACCCCUUCCUGGGCGGGAUCUCCUUCAAGAGCAGCGAGAGCAGCGGCGGGGACGAGACCGACGCCUCCAGCCUCCAGGACAUUGAGGCGAUAUGCGACGCGGUGGACGUUCCGGAAAAAAUAGGAGCCUAAGUAGCUUCUUUUUUUUUUUCGCCUUUCCAUUUCCUUGUUGCCGCCUGGCUUCUGUGGCGAGACACACUUUACCGCUGAAAGCACUUUGUUUUCCUCAGGGCUAAUAAAAUAUCUCAUCUACCAGCCUCUCGACACAAUGGCAGCGUCUUCUCAGAAUGCGGGAGAUGUCUGCUUACAUUUUCAGUUUGUGCUGACUGACGUUCACAGGAAAUGUGAUUCUUUCUUUUGUGCUGCGCCCCCCCCCCCCCC